This is a messenger RNA of Thamnophis sirtalis, 764 nucleotides long. Lineage: Eukaryota; Metazoa; Chordata; Lepidosauria; Squamata; Natricidae. The record is from RefSeq and is a predicted model, not a curated record.
GCAUGCAGGUGCUGGAGUGGAACGGAUUUCCUCUGACGGGCAAGAGCUACGAAGAGGUCCAGAGCAUCAUCGGCCUGCAGAGUGGGGAAGCUGAAAUAUGUGUAAGACUGAAUGUCAGCCUGCUGCCAGGUGGUGAGAAUUCCCAACCUAUGGAAUUGCUUGAGCCGGGAAAGACGGUGGAUAAAACGAAAUCUCCAGGAGUCGAUCCCAAGCAACUGGCUGCAGAGCUGCAAAAGGUUUCUCUGCAGCAGGGUCCUCUGAUGGCCUCUUCAGCCGUGGAGAAGGGGUCCCACGGGCACUCGGGGACAGCGUCGGCCACCUCCAGCUCCGUGCCCAGCCCUGGGCAGCCUGGCUCCCCUUCGGUGAGCAAGAAACGGCACAGCGGCAAGCCUGCUGAAGUCUCAAAGGGGAGUCCCCAUCCCAUAACUGGAGAAAUCCAGCUUCAAAUCAACUAUGACAAACAACUUGGCAAUUUGAUUAUUCAUGUCCUCCAAGCAAGAAAUCUUGCUCCCCGUGACAACAAUGGUUAUUCUGACCCUUUUGUCAAAGUUUACCUUCUACCGGGAAGAGGCCAAGUCAUGGUUGUCCAGAAUGCAAGCGUUGAGAACAAGAGAAAGACAAAAUACAUACAGAAAAGCUUGAAUCCUGAGUGGAACCAGACGGUUAUUUAUAAGAGCAUCUUCAUGGAGCAGCUGAAGAAGAAAACUCUAGAAGUCAGUGUCUGGGAUUAUGAUAGAUUCUCCUCUAAUGACUUCUUGGGUGAA